AUGGAUUCUAUUCAGACAGAAACACUUGCGUCACUCUCAAACUCUGUGAAAGUAUUGUUAGAAAAGAUUGUUUCUACUCGGCUGGUCGACACCUUCCGGAUCAAGAAUGCUAACGUUUCACUUUCAAAAGAGGUUGAGAAAACACUGGUGGAUCUUCAACAUGUACUUUAUUAUGCCAACAAAAAGUUCAUCCUCACUCAAGCUAACAACAAUUCGCUGCAUUUGCUCAGACGUCUUGUUUUUCAAGUUGCCUAUUUGCUUGAGGAAACUCAUUUUUUACGGUAUGCUACCGUACUUACUCCUAACCAGCUCAAAAUUCAUUCUCGCUUAACUUUUUUCAUUGAACUCAUUAAGUCUAAAACGCUUAAUUUAAUUCAAAUAUUACAAGGCUUAAGUUCAAGAAAACAGCUUGGUUAUAAAUCUGCUAUACAUGGAAGAGGCCAUGAUAUUAAGAAACUUAAACAUCUUUUGUUGUCUAGUAGUAGUGAUGGUGAUAAUAAAAUAAGAGUGAUUUCUAUUGUUGGUAUGGGAGGUAUUGGUAAAACAGCCCUUGCUAAACACCUUUACAAUGAUCCACAAGUAAAGGACAAAUUUGAGUUAAAAGUAUGGGCAUAUAUCUCAAAUGAUGAUGAUUUCAGUGUUUUUGAAAACAUUGUUAGAUCUAUUACUCCAAAAUCAAGGAGUAAUGGUACAACUGACAUCAACGCCGUUUACCCAAUUUUUUUGAUAGUUUUAGAUGGUGUGUGGGAUGCAAGAUCGGUCAAUUGGACAUUACUGGGGAAUAUCUUCAAGAAUGGGGAACCAGGAAGUAGGGUCAUCGUCACAACACGAGACGAAAGAAUUGCAAUGUCCAUGCAAACCAUUCUUUCUGUCCAUUAUCUGAGACCCUUGAAAACCAAAGAUUGUUGGACUUUACUAGAAGAAAAUGCAUUUGGAGCACAUAACUACCACCAACAAGCCAAUCUGCAAACAAUUGGCAAGAAAAUUGCAAGAAACUGUCAAGGUUUACCAUUAGCUGCAAUAGCACAUGGGGCUCUUCUUCGCAUCUGGUCAGACCCAUAUGCUUGGAAUUACGUACUUGCAAGCCACGCUCGGGGAACAGCUUAUGAGGUGCUAGCUUCUCUCAAAUUGAGCUACAAUUUUCUUUCUGAUCCUUUAAAACAGUGUUUUCAAUAUUGUUCAGUUUUUCCAAAGAAGUCCAUCUUAGAAAAAAAGAUGGUAGUUCAGUUGUGGAUUGCAGCAGGUUUACUUGAAUCAUCACCAUCCACAAAUCAGGAAAAAGUCGGAGAAGAAUACUUUGAUGAACUAGUUUCAAGGUCAUUGAUACAUCGACGAUUUAUUGGUAAUGAGGAAAGAAACUUUGAAAUGCAUAACUUCAUCCAUGAUUUAGCUACAGAGGUUUCAUCUUCAUACUGUAUCAAUAUGGACAAACAUAACCUAGAUGAUAAGAUGCAGAACUUCUCAUACAAUAGAGAGACAUACGAUUCCUAUUACAGAUUUGAUAGAUUAUACAGAUUAAAAGAUCUGCGUACCUUUCUAGCAUUCCCAUUACAAGAACAAUUGCCUCUUUGUUUGCUAUCAAACAAGGUAGUACAUGACUUGCUGCCAACAAUGAAACAAUUACGCAUGUUGUCUCUCUCAAGCUACAAGAGUAUCACCAAGGUUCCCGACUCUAUUGGAAAUUUGGUAUACCUGCAAUACUUAAAUCUUUCUCACACUAAUAUUGAAAGGCUGCCUCCUGAAACAUGCAAGCUUUACCAUCUGCAGUUCUUGUUGUUGGCAGGCUGUAAAAGGUUCACUGAAUUGCCGGAGGACAUGGGAAAAUUGAUUAAUCUGCGCCACCUUGACGUUAGUAACACCGCAUUGAGGGAGAUGCCCGUACAAAUAGCCAAACUCGAAAGUCUCCACAUUUUGAGUGACUUUGUUAUCAGCAAACAUAACGGUGGGUUGAAUAUUGCAGAGCUAGGAAAACUUCCCCACCUACAUGGAAAACUUUCAAUCUCACAGCUACAAAAUGUUAAUGACCCCUUUGAAGCAGAUCGAGCCAAUAUAAAGAUGAAAGAACACAUAGACGAAUUAGCCUUGGAAUGGGAUUGUGAUAACACUUUUCAAGAUUCACAAAUUAAAAGUGUUGUACUUGAACAUUUGCAACCCUCAACAAAUUUGAAAAGUCUCACCAUCAAAGGUUAUGGUGGAGUCAGCUUUCCAAAUUGGUUAGGUGAUUUUUCAUUUAGCAACAUGGUGUAUUUGAAGAUCUCGAAUUGUGAUGAUUGUUUAUGGCUUCCACCCCUUGGACAGUUGGGAAAUCUGAAAGAACUCUUUAUUGAAGGGAUGCAGUCUGUACAAACAAUUGAUACUGAGUUCUAUGGAAGUGAUAUCUCUUCAUUUCAACCAUUUCCAUCCUUGGAGAUUCUACGCUUUGAGGAUAUGCAGGAGUGGAGUGAAUGGAACUUAACUGGAGGCACGUCUACAAAAUUUCCUAGUCUCAAAACUUUGUCACUAAAUAAGUGCCCGAAACUGAGAAUAGGAAAUAUACAUGAAAAAUUCUCUUCCUUAACUGAACUUGAGUUAAGAGAAUGUGCUCUACCAAUGCAAUCAAUGCCAUCAUCAAAUCAUGUAUUAAGGCAACUAAUGUUCCCUCUAAAUUCUCUUCAACAACUGACUAUAGACGGAUUUCCAUCUCUCAUGUCUUUCCCAGCAGAUAAUCUACCCAAGACCUUGAAAUUUCUCAUAAUCAAUAAUUGUGAGAAUCUAGAGUUCCUUCCUCAUGAAUUCUUGCACAACUACACGUCACUUGAGGAAUUAAAAAUAUCUUAUAGUUGUAAUUCAUUGUUAUCAUUUACCUUAGGCGCUCUCCCUGUCCUUAAGAGUCUAUUUAUUGAGGGUUGUAAAAAUCUAAAAUCGAUUUUAAUUGCUGAAGACGCUUCUCAGAAGAGUCUCUCAAUUCUUAGGAGCAUCAAAGUAUGGGACUGUAAUGAACUGGUGUCAUUUCCCCCGGGUGGAUUGGCCACUCCAAACCUCGUUUAUUUUGCAGUGUGGAAGUGUGAGAAACUUCCUGCUUUACCUGAAGCAAUGCAGAAUCUGACUGACCUUCGGGAUAUGGAAAUUGAUAAUCUACCAAAUCUUCAAUCGUUUGUCAUAGAUGAUUUGCCUAGCAGUUUGAAAGAACUGACUGUUGGCUCCAUUGGAGGGAUUAUGUGGAAUACUGAGCCAACUUGGAAACAUCUCACUUGUCUUUCAGUGUUGCGAAUUAACGGCGAUGGUACGGAAAAUACGGUUAUGGGGCCACUGCUACCGUCAUCGCUUGUGAAAUUAUGCAUUUGUGGUCUUAAUGAUAAAAGCAUUGAUGGGACGUGGCUUCAACAUCUCACUUCUCUCAUAAACCUUGAAAUUGUGAACGCUCCCAAACUCAAGUCUUUGCCCAAAGAAUUGCCUUCCUCUCUUUCAGUACUAAGUAUCACUCGCUGUCCAUUACUGGUAGCAACAUUGCGGAGGAAGCGAGGGAAAGAGUGGCGCAAGAUUGCUCACAUGCCUGCCAUAAUUAUCGACGACGAAUUGAUCACAUAA
Lathyrus sativus (Indian pea) is the source of this 3567-nucleotide messenger RNA. The record is from the annotation of a GenBank genome assembly. NCBI's taxonomy places the organism in Eukaryota, Viridiplantae, Streptophyta, Magnoliopsida, Fabales, Fabaceae.